This is a messenger RNA of Parasteatoda tepidariorum (common house spider), 2807 nucleotides long. RefSeq names its product Na(+)/citrate cotransporter. Gene Ontology annotation, cellular component: plasma membrane. Gene Ontology annotation, biological process: transmembrane transport; succinate transport; citrate transport. The record is from RefSeq and is a predicted model, not a curated record. Lineage: Eukaryota; Metazoa; Arthropoda; Arachnida; Araneae; Theridiidae. Gene Ontology annotation, molecular function: succinate transmembrane transporter activity; citrate transmembrane transporter activity.
GAAAAAUAAUAAGAAAUUUAGUUUAAGACUUUGCCUACGUUAUUUUUUGUCACCCUUAUGAAAAGUCUUUAUUUGACGUAUUUUUUCUUCUUCCUGUUUUAGGAACUAAGAUGCUCUUAUGCUUUGAUACUUACUGCUUGUUAUUGGAUUCUGGAACCGGUACCGAUUCCUGUUACUGCACUCUUACCCGUGAUUUUAUUGCCCGUAUUAGGUAUUUUAAGUUCGUCAGAAGUAACUGCCAAUUAUAUGAAGGAAAUAAUUAUGCUGAUUCUCGGAAGUUUAAUCACGGCUGUGGCUGUUGAGGAGAGUAAAUUACACGAAAGAAUUGCCCUCAAGAUUCUAUUGUUACUUGGCACUGAAUUGAAAUGGCUUCUUCUCGGUGUAAUGCUCUCUACGAUGUUCCUAUCAAUGUGGAUUAUUAAUACUGCUGCAACAGCCAUAAUGAUUCCUAUAGUAGAAGCUUUAUUGCAGAAAAUUAGCGCAUCUACAAACAGAAAUGAAGAGCAGGGAAAAGCAGCACCUAUAUCAGAGAUAUCUGUGACAGAAAGUAAAAAUAUUGAAGAUCCCGAAGAUGAUCGAAUUUCCAGAGAUGAAUUCUCGUCUCAGAGCAAAUCACAGAUAAGAACUGCUUUUUUUCUUAGUAUCUGCUAUUCAGCAAAUAUUGGUGGAACAGGAACGUUGACUGGAACCGGAGCAAAUUUUCUAUUAAAAGGAUUAAUGGAAGAGUAUUUUCCUGGGAGUAAUGAUAUAAAUUUUGCCUCAUGGAUGAUGUACAAUGUUCCUGGAAUGCUCGUCUGCAUUUUCAUUGCGUGGAUCUUUUUAUGGAGAUUAUACAUAAGAAGUUCGAAACAGGCUGCCUCGUUAAAAGAAGAUUUGCUUGAAAUCUUAUCAAAAAGAUACAAGGAACAAGGAUCUUUAUCAUAUUCACAGAUACAAGUUUUAGUAUUAUUCAUCAUUUUAUUGUUACUGUGGCUGACUCAGGAUCCAAAGAUUAUGAAUGGAUGGGUUACACUAAUAGGAUUUAAGAAGAAGAUCGGCGCUGUUGUACCUGCUAUAGCAAUAUCUUUCCUGUUAUUUCUUUUGCCUUCCGAUAUCAGAAACUUUAAAAGUGGACCUAUUUUAAAAUGGAAGAAAGUGCAGAGAAAUAUUCAAUGGGAAAUAUUAUUAAUCAUUGGGGGAGGAUUUGCUCUUGCAGAUGCCGCACAGAAAUCAGGAUUGUCGACAGUAGUUCAGAACCAUAUGACGUCACUUCGAGUGCUGCCCUCUGGUUUAAUUGUAUUAAUAGUUUGCUUAAUAACAACCACGAUGACGGAAUUUUUGACCAAUAUAACGACAAACAUCAUAUUGUUUCCUAUAAUCAGUCUAAUGGCAAGUGCGAUGAGAAUGAAUCCCUUGUAUGUGUUAUUGCCUUUAACUGUGACAAGUUCUUUCGCUUUCAUGCUGCCUGUUGGAACACCUCCUAAUGCAAUUGUAUUUGCAAGCAGUAAUAUGAAAAUCAUGGAUAUGGUUAAACCAGGUAUUUGGAUGAAUAUCGUGUGCUUAGCUGUUCAAAUGCUCAUGAUAAAUUCUUUGGGAGCUGUUAUAUUUGAUGUCCACAAUUUUCCAAGCUGGGCCAAUAAUACUGUUCUACCUGUUACUAUAAUGUCAUCUAACGAAACAUUACUUAAUAGCACUGCAAAAUUUUAAUUCUUUGAUAACAGUAAAACUUUGCCGUCUUUUAAUCUGUUUUGCAGUCAUUCAAUGUCCUUCUGAGGCAUUGUUGUAUUUAAAUUUAAGAUUUAAAUAUCUCUGAAAGAUUUAUAUUCAUUAUGCAUACAAUAACUGAAAAUAAAAAAAGCGAAAAAAAGUGAGGAAAAUAAUAUUUUUUUCUUUCUAAAAUAUAUGAAUUUACUGUUGAUUCACAGUAAAGAAUGAGAAUAAUCUAAAUCUUAUUCAAUUAAUUAAGAAGCAUAAAUUGCUGAUAUUUUGUUGUUUUAAUUCUGUCUUUGAAUGGAUCUCAUAAAAAAUGAAAUAAAAGUGAAUGAUGUGCUAUUAUCGCGGCUUACUGUUAUUUAUCACGUAGUUCUCUAGUAAGCAACGUUCGCCAAAACAAAAAUAAAUCUUUCUAAGUAGAAAAUUUAUGUUUUUAAACUAUAAUGGGAAAUUCCUCAAAGCAUUAAAACGUGACAUUAAAAACAAACUUAAAUACAUCAAUUAUAAACAUAUGUAUUGAACAAUGAGAGAGAUAAAUUAUUUUCGUAAAUGAAGAUAACAUUUUUAUGUACUAUAAAAUUAGAGCCUAUCCGAUUCGGUGGUCGUUAAAAAAUAAUUUUCGAAUUAUUAUUGACGUUACUCAUAUUUUAAUAAUUAUGGUAAUAGGUCAUACAGGCUUUGUAAUAAUAGAUAAUUGAUAGUAUCGUAAUACGUACUCAAAUGGCUUUUACCACCAAGCUUUUAAUUUUUUGUAUGACAUUUGUGACAAAUUUAUCAUUAAUUUCAUCACUUAAAUAUUAUUGUAAGAUUUUUUUCCCUGCUUGUAAGCCUUUGUAAAGCGUAUGUCUAAUUUGUCUAACUAAUGAAGUGUCUAAUUAAUGAAAAAUUUAGUUGGAUUUAGACCAGUAGAUCGGAGAUUUUAAUUGCAAUGAAAUAUUAUAAGAAAUUUGAUUCUAAUGUUUCGAAUGGUUCUAAAACACGGGAAUUCAAUUUCAGAUCCAAAGUACGAAGAAGUAGACCAUAAAAAUAACACACAAUAUGCAAAAAUACUACAAAUGUAUCGUUUAUUUACGUAACAUUUUAAAGUUCGCGAGUGGGUCGUCGGGAUACCAAAA